Molecule: messenger RNA, 1361 nt
Organism: Culex pipiens pallens (northern house mosquito)
Lineage: Eukaryota; Metazoa; Arthropoda; Insecta; Diptera; Culicidae
Gene: Tbp
Exons: 2
Coding region: 164-1132 (322 amino acids)
Biological process (GO): DNA-templated transcription initiation
Molecular function (GO): DNA binding; RNA polymerase II general transcription initiation factor activity
Source: RefSeq, a predicted model, not a curated record
AACGAAUAAAAAACACCAAAAUAAAAGUGAAGCCAUCAACAAAACAGUGUUUUCCCUCAAAACUAAUUUAAAGCUGUUAUCAAAUCCUGUCCACGCACGAUUAAUUGCGCGGAAUUUCCACCGAUAAGUUCCACGGAGUUCCGCCGCCGCCACCACCUCCACGAUGGACCAGCUGGCAAUGAGUCCGGGCUUUUCGAUCCCCUCGAUCGGAACGCCGCUGCACCAGCCCGAGGAGGACCAGCAGAUUAUGCCGCACGCGUACAACCAGCAAACCCCCAGCGGCAUGACCCCGAUGGGCGGCGGCCUUAGCGCGUACGGAAUGCCCUCGAUCGGCAUGGGAACACCGAACAAGCACACGUACGCGCCCAGCUUCGCCGCACCGCAGAGCCUGAUCCAGCCGCAGACCCCGCAAAGCCUCAUGUCGCCGAUGGUGCCGAUGCAGGAGACGAAGGCUUCGGCCACUCCGAGCUACCAGCAGCAGAACAGUACGGGUGGGGGGAGUGUGCGCGAUCCGGACAACAUCGGCAGCGUCAACAUCCACUCGACGAUGGGCCCGGCCACGCCGAUGACUCCGAUGACCCCGAGCGAACCGGCCAUCCUGCCCCAGCUGCAGAACAUCGUGUCGACGGUGAACCUGAGCUGUCGGUUGGACCUGAAGAAAAUUGCCCUGCACGCCCGUAACGCCGAGUACAACCCGAAACGGUUCGCCGCGGUCAUUAUGCGCAUCCGGGAACCGCGGACGACGGCGUUGAUCUUUUCGUCGGGGAAGAUGGUGUGCACGGGAGCGAAAAGCGAGGAGGAUUCGCGACUUGCGGCGCGGAAGUACGCCCGGAUCAUUCAGAAGCUUGGGUUUACGGCGAAGUUCCUUGACUUUAAGGUGCAAAAUAUGGUGGGGAGCUGCGACGUGCGGUUCCCGAUUCGGUUGGAGGGGUUGGUGCUGACGCACGGCAAGUUCAGCUCGUACGAGCCGGAACUGUUCCCGGGGCUGAUCUACCGUAUGGUGAAGCCCCGCAUCGUGCUGCUGAUCUUCGUGUCCGGCAAGGUGGUGCUGACGGGGGCCAAGGUGCGGCAGGAGAUUUACGACGCGUUCGAUAACAUUUACCCGAUUCUUAAAAGUUUCAAAAAGCAGUAGAGUUUUGCAUUUUGUUUUAGGUUCUUUUUUUCUGUUGCGCGGAAUAAUGUGAAAUAAUUUAAAGUCGAAUAUUUGUUCAAAGAUUGAUAAAUAACAAACUAAAAACGUUUUGAUGAAAAAUUCAGACAGUUUCAAUCUUCAACAAAGAAAGUUCGAACACGUGGUUCGAGCACGAAUAGUGUGUAAGAAAUAACUUAAUAAAGGAUUAAUAUUGGUAGUCAUUUCCAAA